Molecule: messenger RNA, 1460 nt
Organism: Triticum aestivum (bread wheat)
Lineage: Eukaryota; Viridiplantae; Streptophyta; Magnoliopsida; Poales; Poaceae
Product: probable WRKY transcription factor 57
Exons: 3
Coding region: 166-1023 (285 amino acids)
Biological process (GO): regulation of DNA-templated transcription
Molecular function (GO): DNA-binding transcription factor activity; sequence-specific DNA binding
Source: RefSeq, a predicted model, not a curated record
AAGCAUCAACUACUUGACAGCGUCAGUGGUCGGAGCAGAGGUAGCUAGCUAGCACAGUGCCAAGCUGAAGCUGUGCAGCGCGCGGCCUGAGGCGGCCUAAGGUUUUUUGCCCCUGGUCUCGAGCUGCUAGCUCUACAUAUACGUCUCGCGGUGGGGUUCGUGGCAAUGGCCGGCGUCGAGUGCGGCGGUGGGGACUGGCCCUUCUCCGCCGAGGAAGCGUACGCCGAUUCCUCAGCGCUGUUGGCGGAGAUCGGCUGGGCGGCCGGUUUUGUCGACGAUGGCUGCGCUGGGGAGCUGCUUCCGCCGCUGGAUCCGCAUCCGGCCACACCAGCGGGGUCCAUGGAAGGGGCCGGCGCCUCGUCGAGCUCCACCGAUGACGGUGCCACGCGGGAGGCUGCGGACGCCGACGGCAGGCCGGCCGCCGCGACAGAGGCAGCGAGCAAGACGGCGCCGGCGCCGGCCCCAGGGAAGACGAUGAAAAAACAGAAGCGGGCGCGGCAGCCACGGUUUGCGUUCAUGACCAAGACGGAGAUUGACCACCUCGAGGACGGAUACCGCUGGAGGAAGUACGGACAGAAGGCCGUCAAGAACAGCCCUUUCCCAAGGAGCUACUACCGGUGCACCAACAACAAGUGCACGGUGAAGAAGCGCGUGGAGCGCUCCUCCGAGGACCCCUCCGUCGUCAUCACCACCUACGAGGGCCAGCACUGCCACCACACCGUCACCUUCCCCCGCGGCGCCGGCGCCGCCACCCUCGCCAGCCAGAUGGCCUUCUCGGCACACCACCACCACCUCAUGUACAACGACUUGCCGGCACUGCACUCGCCGACCACUCAAAACCCCCUCUUCAGCGUGCCGGCGAUGUCGUCGUCGCUGCUCCAGCCGCUACACUGCAACCGACAGGAGCUGCAAGUUGCGAGCUACACAACCCAGGCAUCGUCCAUCUCGUCGCCGGGGAGUGUUCCCGCCGUCGACAAGGGGCUUCUCGAUGACAUGGUGCCUCCAGCGAUGAGGCACGGAUAGAUCGACGGUGUCGACCGCCAGUCGCUAGCUUAAUUAAUUAUUAGGUACUUAAUUACUUGGAUGCGUGGAUGGACCACUGAAUUUAAUUGGGCAGAGAGAAGAAUAGGGUAAUUAUGGUGGCACAUAGGUAUAUAUUUUACGAUGUGGUUAAUUAUUUCUUGGAGCGUUGCUACACGUAUGACAGUAUUUGUACGAUUUUUGUACGAAGUAGCAGGGCCACCGUUGAUCAACGCUGGCUCAAGGUGGGUUCACGGUGGAUUACGCUAUCGUACCAAAUCGGACGAGCUUUCAUCGUAUGUGAGGCAAUUCCCUAUUUCUUGAACAUGUCAUUUACUGGUAAUUGGCUAAAUCUGCACUGUGUAAGUAGUACUCCGUACAAUGUAUGUAUAAUUACUUUGUGGUUAUACAACGUAAUAUACGCACUGUAUAUUGAUUAA